This is a messenger RNA of Carassius carassius (crucian carp), 7479 nucleotides long. RefSeq names its product leucine-rich repeat transmembrane neuronal protein 4-like. The record is from RefSeq and is a predicted model, not a curated record. Gene Ontology annotation, molecular function: protein binding. Bases 565 to 2475 code for a protein of 636 amino acids. Lineage: Eukaryota; Metazoa; Chordata; Actinopteri; Cypriniformes; Cyprinidae. The transcript is spliced from 3 exons.
UGUACAAGAGAGGAGAAACAUUCCCGAUGGAGUAACACUUCUAAACAGUAUUCUAUAAGCGCAGUGAUUUGGGACUGGAUUGAAAUCUUCUAAACAUCCUAAUUCACACUGAUAUUUUAAUAUCCACGGAUUAAUCAACGGUAAGCAUCAUCCUUUCGGGAAAGACAGUAUUUGCGCAGUAUGCUGCGAUGGAAUAUACUGAGACGGAAUGGAAUUGCUGGGAUUUCCAUAAGUUUGACUUGUGGUAGAUAACUUGGAUUUGGAAUCGCGCGUCUUCUGCUCUGUUUGUGAAUUGAGGUAUAAUUUUAGGAUGUAAAAUGGAUUCUUUCUGUUCCAGCGGAUGUUUAUGAUGCGAAUUUUGUUUUGAGGGGGAAUUGAAAGAUAUGGUCAGUGGUCAGUCAGGAGAGACUGAAAAUUUCCCGCGCCUGCUCUGCGGUGGAAGACUACAGGCGGGCGCUCGUGGAAGAACCGAACCAUCUGAAGAGAGCGCGUGCCAUGCCGUUUUGGGUCUCGAGCGGUAGAAAGCUGUAAAACCUGUGGCCAGGAGUUGACUGAGACGCGGUGAUGGGCUUUGCUAUGAGGCACCGCUGGUUCAUGGUGCCACUGCUAAUGCAGGCAUGGCUGUCUGCCACCCCUUGCUUUGGUGAGCGUCCUUGCCCCCGGAGCUGUCGAUGCGAUGGCAAAAUUGUAUACUGUGAGUCUAGCGCAUUUCGUGAUGUUCCCAAGAACCUCUCAGGCGGCUGUCAAGGCCUGUCCCUGCGGUAUAACAGCUUAGCAAGCCUGAAGGCAGGCCAAUUUGUUGGCCUCAACCAGCUCAUUUGGCUGUACCUGGACCACAACUACAUUGCCAAUGUGGAUGCACGUGCUUUUCAAGGGAUACGGAGGCUCAAAGAGCUAAUACUGAGCUCCAACAAGAUCACACUGCUACGUAACACCACAUUUCACCUGGUACCCAACUUGAGGAACCUGGACCUUUCCUAUAACAAGCUACAAGCUCUACAACCAGGGCAGUUCCAGGGACUGCGCAAGCUACUCAGCUUGCAUAUGCGCUCAAACUCCCUUAAGAAUCUUCCCUCUCGCCUUUUUCAAGACUGCCGUAAUCUUGAAUUCCUUGACCUUGGUUACAACCGACUACGCAGCAUUACUCGCAAUUCAAUGUCCGGCCUGAUGAAGCUAACUGAGCUGCAUAUUGAGCAUAACCAGUUCUCCAAAAUCAACUUUUUCAACUUUCCACGCUUCUAUAACUUGCGUGCUCUUUACCUACAGUGGAACCGCAUUAGGACCAUGAGUGAAGGCCUUACAUGGACCUGGACAUCAUUGCAGAAGCUAGACCUUUCAGGAAAUGACCUUCAGGAGAUCGCUGCAGAGGUGUACCGGGGCAUACCAAAUCUUCAGACACUUAACCUGGAUUCAAACAAGCUUGUUAAUGUGUCUCAAGAAGCUGUGGAUGCCUGGACCUCUUUGACAGCAAUUAGUCUGGCAGGCAACAUGUGGGACUGUGGACCAGUUGUUUGCCCACUGGUGGCCUGGCUAAGAACCUUCCGUGGAAACAAAGAAAUUAAUAUGAUUUGCGCAUCACCCAAAGAAGUCCAAGGGGAGAAGGUUAUGGAUGCUGUUGAUGCCAAUGGGGUUUGUAGGGCUGCCCCUGCUAUGCCAUCAACUGUAAUUGUUCCCUCUACCCCAUUUAUCGCCUUUGCCCAGACCACAGCCAGCUCUUUCAUGCCAACUCUAAAGUCUGGAGACAGCAGAAGGGGCCAGGGGACAUCCUUGGAAGGUACCACCUCUUCUGCACCUUCUCAGCCCGCUGUCCCACCACCUGAGCAAGACUUUGAACCUGUAUCAUUCCACAAGAUAGUGGCAGGAAGUGUUGCCCUCUUCCUGUCGGUUGCCAUGAUCCUCCUUGUAAUUUAUGUGUCAUGGAAGCGCUAUCCAAGCAGUGUUAAGCAGCUACAGGAAAACUCGGCUGCAGCUCGCAAACGUCGAAAAAAGUCACGGGAGACAGAGCGCACACUCAGCACACCAUUGCAGGAGUACUAUGUGGACUACAAGCCUAAUAACACAGAGGGCACGGAUGUGCUGGUCAAUGGUACCGGGCCAUGCACCUACACCAUCUCUGGCUCCAGAGAAUGUGAGGUCCCUCACCAGAUGAGCACUCUAGCCUUCUACAGGUAUGAGCAGCCCAUAGUGGACUACUGCCAGGCUCAUCAGCCCCUGCGGCUCAACAUGAGCUACGAGGGGCCGCCGCAAAGCCUGGAGGGGCUGGAGGAGCUUCCCCUCCGUGAGAGGAGCACCAUCCAGACUGUGGCCCUGCCGGCAGUGCCCACCAUCAACACAGGCACCACGGGACCUUGCUCCCCACCCAGCCAGAGAGCACCCAUGGAGGGGCCCAGCAUCGCAUACCCCACCACAGAACGCUCCAUUAACUAUCCAACAACAGAACGUUCCACCAGCACCCUCACUUUUAGACGCCAAUAGUUUCGCUCGCAAAUCAAGGCAUGAUGGGUACUUUCAAAAGAGGAUGUGCCUGGGCGGUGAUCCACAUCCACAUUUACGCAGUGGCACGUCUGAAAACUGCGCGUACUGCUGUGCACUAACUGUUUCUCGCAAAUAUAGAGAAGUGAAAAACAUUCCAACGACAUCACUGGAGGACACGAGGAUCUGGCAAAUGGUACACUUUCAUUGUGGAGUGCAGUGUAUCCUGGAAAAUGGGAUUCCAUUUGUUUUUUCCAUCUUUUCUUUGUUCCGACUCAAAGGCCCGUACACGUUUUGUUGUCCCCAUUCUGCUCAGUGGCAAAUUGAAAUCCAAUGCAACAUGCAUAAGACGUUAAACGUGGCUUUGGUUUCAUUCAGCCCUCGCUCUGUACCAACUCUACAGGACGCCUUCUCUGAAGAGUAGAUAAUGGUGAUUCUCUCAUGCUGAGUGAAGAAUGAAUAGGAAUGUGCAAUAAAUAAGUCUUUUUCUUUCUUUUUUUGACAAGGAGAGAGUGUGAGAACGAGAAAAUGAAACGAAACAAAUUAAUGUUCACCAGAGCUCAAAGGCCUCUCGCUGUUAUUUUCAUUUAGUUGCCAGGGAGCACUCAUAAAUGCUGUCAUUAUUUGAUUAAAAAGACAGAUCUGUCCAGACAUGAGCAUCUCAGAUGGAAGAUCUCUUGAGUAUAAAAAAAGCAUUCAUUAAAAGUGAAAUGAAGUCUUACAAAGCAAGGUCUUUCAGAGUGCACAUGUACCAAAGAUCAAGCUACUUUAGAUGUACAUAGCUUGUCUUUCUUUUCAAAAUGUAAUCAGACUAAUCGGUAUGUGUCUAUUGCAUACUGUAAUGUGCGGGCGCCGGAGUUUAUGACUAAUUUUCAAUUCUGUAGGAUUCAAUACUGUGUGAAAAACAUCAAGCUCAGUGUUUGAACGCUACAUGUUGACUAGAUAGCGUAUGUGUGUGUUUGCUUGUGAGUGUGUAUGUGUUUUUUUAAGUUUAAAAGCUGAAGUGUGUAAUUUCUGCGCCCAGUGGUGUGAAAAAUAAUGACUGUUUUCGAAAAGGUUUCCCUAAUCUGCCAUUGGUCAGGCAAACAGAAAGCCUCACCCUCAAACCUAUGCUAUUGGUUUAGCCAGUGUUGCUAUGUUGGCUUGUUGGAGUUUAAACAAACAAAAAAAAUUUUGAUAGUGCAAAAGUAUUUAUAUGUGUCUGCGAAGCCAUACUCUUGUUCAUACUUGUUACUGAAUACUAGUUGUCUCUGCUUUUUGCUAAAAAGCCAAAAAAUUACACACUUCAGCUUCAAGAGGGAAGAAUCAUAGGGGGGCAAAGCAAACGUCCCUCACUCGCUUAGCGUGUUGGAGUUACAUUACAGUUGUGGAAAUAUCUUCUUCGCAAGUAUGCAACACAUCGCAAGUGCAAACACUGUUGUAACACACCUCCAGUGGGAGCGGUAUUACACUGUGUGUGUUUAUAUCGAGGUGACUAGCUAUACGUUAUUGAGAAGUGUGCUAACUUGCUUAGCCAUAUUUUCUUCAAACAGUUGCUAUACGCUAUGACAGUAAUUGACCUGAAUGGAAAACCUGAGAAUGCUGAAAAUUCAACGCAUACUUGAGUUUCUGGCAGAUGACAAUGUGUGAAAUGGACCUUGGCUAGAAGUGUUUGCAUGCUUGUGUGGGACAUUUUUCUGACAAAACAAUCUUUCUAACCCAUUUUCAAAUGGCUUUGCAAUGAUCUAACAAUAACAAAGCAUGAAUCUCUAUUAAGAGCCUCCAGUUGUAUCAAAGAGCUGAAUAAACCAAUAUUUUCUGACUCCAGAUGUCACUCAACAAAGUAGCUACAUGGAUGGAAUUGCUAUAACUGGCUAUAACAUUAAGACGUAUGGGAGACCGGAGACAAUUGUAAUAGCAAUGUUCCUAUAUAACUCAGACUUCUACAAAUCUACAUGUCAUGUGUUGAUGAACAAAAUGUAUAUAUGUCCCAAAUGUAAUAGUAUCAUUACAAUGAAUUUAAUACAAGUAGUCAGAGGGUUAUGGGUUUGAUUGCGACAGUGACGAGGUGCAAUCAUAACAAUUACAAAAAAAAAUUAUUAUCCCAUUGUAUCUCAAAUAAGAGUGCAAAUCAAAAUAAUAGUGAUAUUGAUUUAAUAGGUAGUGAUGUAAUAUGUUUAUUACUGAAUCGUUUUCACAAAGUCUAAGUGGAAAAUGCUUUAUAUCAUUUUUAUUAUUAUUUUAAGACAACAAAGGAGAAAAAUCAAUGGUUUUUCUCACAAAGUCAAACGAUCAUGCUUUUCCUCAAGCAGAAAGUAAUCUCUAGUGAGCAUAUGCUGAAUAAGUGUUACAAUAGCCUCCGGUCUCCCAUAGUCAUUCGAGGGCCUGUUCAUUUUUAUUUUGAGUUGAGAUUAAGGCAGACCAGAUGCUCCUGUGUGUUUUUUUUUGUUUGAACAUUGGACUAUUACUAGUCUAAUAGACUUCUGCGGUCAUCCAUUAGUCACAUUUCACUGAUUCUGUAUUACUCAUUUUGCUGUUUCACUCGCCGAGGUUCAAACAGAGCAUUUUGUUCAAGAAACUGUUGCCAUUGUCCAAUUGCGUUAAUGUUUUGUUUGUUUUUUUCUUUCUUUCAACCUUCAAGGACUUUGAGAAUAUAGAAUUAUUGCCUGUAAACACAGAUUUUUUUUGUUUGUUUGUUCUUUUUUUUCACCCUGUGUGCCUGUUUGUUGGACUUCACACAAUGAAUGUGGACAUGGUACCUCACCAACAGUCAGUGUGGAUAUUGCAAAUUUCAACCUGUUCAAGGCCUCCGGAACAAUGACGGAAUGUCACCGUCUCCUCAGGAGCCACGAUAACUGCUUUGGCCCCUCCAGGACUCUACGCUGGCAUGUUUAUAACGGACAAUGAUGGAUAAAACGCAAUGACAUCACAGGAAAUGUGCUGGCGAGCUAAGAAACGGAUUUCACACUGUCAUGUCUCAAUCUCUUCAAGAGAAGUGAUGCUGUCAAGACGAUCAUUUUGAAACAUGUCCUGACGGUUUCCGGCACCAGUUGUCUUCGUAUGUUUAUCUUGUAAAUAGAGAGUAUAAAGAAACAUAUUGUUUUGCUUCUUUCGACGCAAGUUUUGUGAAAAAGGCCGAAGCUUCAGCUGUUUAAACGCGCACCCAGAUCAAAGAAUAUGCUUCUAGAGAGACUGGAUAUGACCCCUCAUUUGAAAGAUUGAUAUUUUUCUAUCUGCCGUCUCAUUGGGUUCCUCAUCUCAUUAGCAUCAUAGAUUUUCAUUUUCUUCGUAUCGCUUUACUGCUGACAUCUGUUUGGGAAUAGAAAGAUUGAUAUCAAUGCUCAUUUUGAUACUUUGAUUCUGCUAUGUCCCCUAACCGUUGUGAUCCUAUCUCUCUUUCUCCUCAGUUUGUAUUUUCGAGACACCCAGGCAAAAUAAUAUCUACUUGUUCAAUGAGAGUGGCUUGUACUUUGCUCCGAGGCUUCAUGCAUGAUGUAUCAAGUAUAAGCUUGAUGUUGUUAAGUAAAUGCUAAUAGGGUUACCUGCCCACCGCAUUUCAAUUCUGAGUAAGUCGCAAGAACUUUACAACCUCAUAAAACGCUCCUUACAGCAAGGCAUUAGCUCGACGGCAGUGUUGCAGAAAAUCCAUACCACUUUCUGUGUCCUUAAUUUGAAAAGGCAAAGUCAGAUUGUUGUUCAGGGGGAACUAGAAUAUUUCGUUCUAAUUAUUCUAAUUGAAAUUAAAUAAAUAAUUUUAUUUAAUGUUCUCCAUGCAUUAUAGACCUCCUGUUUGGGACUCUCUGCUUGGUCAGUCUGGAUAAUAUACGUAGCACAUACUAAUUUAUUCAGAACCACAAAAUUUCAACAAGAAAUGUGUAUGAAAGCAUCUGAUCCUAUCACUAUUUGGAUGAGUUACCUUGACUAGAUAAUCUAAGCUCUUAAACCGUCUUUCAAAGCAACGAUUCUCCUCCUCCACAGAGUUACCAAAUCAUGGCGCCUUAUGUAACUGUCUCUUCCCAUUAUUCUGACAAUUUGCUGCUUUACGGUCAUUUACCUAAGGCUGAGGACGCCCCGCAUCUUCUCUUCACUUGUCAUUCACAUUUUGCCAUUUACGUCUUUAACCCUCCUGUUGUCUUGUUUAUUUUUGGUAAAAACAAUACAUAAAAAAUAUGAACAUUUUGGUUCAGUUUUGAUUAAAAUCUGGCUUUGUGACAAUGUCUUAACACAAUUCUAAAUAAUAAUAAUAAUAAUAAUUUCUUGUAUGAAAAUAACUAUUUAAAAAAAAUCAGAUUUGGCAUUAUUAAUCAUUUAUAUCUUCAUUUUUCUAUUAAUCAUUAAAUUAAUGAAGCAACAAAAUCAGUCUGGAGUAAUGGCUGCAGGAAAAAUUCAUUAUUGCCAUCACAGGAAUAAACUACUACAUUAAAAUAAUUUAAAAUAGUUAUUUAAAUAUUUAAAUAUUCCACAAUGUUUCUAGUUUGAAACAUUUUUUUAAUCAAAUAAAUGCAGCCUAAGUGACUCCUUCAAAAUCAUUACAAAAUUGGACAGACCGCACAUUUUUGAAUGGUUUUGUAUACUUUUAAUUUGUAAAUAAUAUUUGACCCCAAAAUACUUGACAUUUAAAAAAAAUAUUAAUAAUAAUAAUAAUAAAAAUAAAUGUAGUGCCUUGCACUUUCUGCGAAGCAGUGAUUUUUAAUGUUAGUCAUUUAUUUGUGAAAUACAAAAUAAACCUUAAUGUGUACCUUUUUACACAAAUAAUUUUUUUAUUUAAAUCUGUAAUCAUAAUACACUUUACAAGCAGAAAAAAAAAAACAUUCUACUUAAUGUUAAUAAUCCCUAAUCAAGAAUCCAUGAAUUAUUAAUGGAUUCCAAUGCAAUCACAUUUCAAUUUGGCACAAGGAUCAUAGGUGGGCACAGUUUCAUGCGACAAGAGGGGGUUUAAAUCAAACCUGUGUUAAUGUUUACAAAACAAAACACUUCAAGGAUUUUUUUUUCCCUGGAACUAUCCAAGCAGGUGUUAUUAAUUGGCAG